GCGGCGGUGGAGGAGGAGGAGACUGAGGAGCAGGAUGGCGGCCUCGGCCCUGUAUGCCUGCACCAAGUGUACCCAGCGUUAUCCCUUCGAGGAGCUCUCCCAGGGCCAGCAGCUCUGCAAGGAAUGUCGGAUCGCGCAUCCUAUUGUAAAAUGUACUUACUGCAGAUCAGAAUUUCAACAAGAGAGCAAAACUAACACAAUUUGUAAGAAGUGUGCUCAAAAUGUGAAGCAGUUUGGGACACCCAAGCCUUGUCAGUACUGUAACAUAAUUGCAGCAUUUAUUGGUACCAAAUGUCAGCGUUGCACAAAUUCAGAAAAAAAGUAUGGGCCACCUCAGACUUGUGAACAGUGCAAACAACAGUGUGCUUUUGAUCGGAAAGAGGAGGGAAGAAGAAAGGUUGAUGGAAAAUUAUUAUGCUGGCUCUGUACUUUAUCAUACAAGAGAGUUUUACAGAAGACAAAAGAACAAAGGAAGAGCCUGGGAUCUUCGCAUUCAAAUUCUUCAUCAUCAUCUCUUACUGAGAAAGAUCAGCAUCAUUCGAAACAUCAUCACCACCAUCACCAUCAUCACCAUCGUCAUAGCAGUAGUCAUCACAAAAUCAGCAAUCUAAGUCCAGAACAAGAGCAGGGACUGUGGAAACAGAGCCAUAAAUCCUCUGCUGCAAUUCAGAAUGAAACUCCAAAGAAAAAACCCAAAUUGGAAUCUAAGCCAUCUAAUGGAGAUAGCUCUAUAAAUCAGUCAGCAGAUAGUGGGGGAACAGACAAUUUUGUCCUUAUAAGUCAACUGAAAGAAGAAGUGAUGUCACUUAAGCGUCUCUUACAGCAAAGAGACCAGACCAUUUUAGAAAAAGAUAAAAAGUUAACUGAACUCAAGGCAGACUUCCAGUACCAAGAGUCAAAUUUGAGAACAAAGAUGAACAGUAUGGAAAAGGCUCACAAAGAAACUGUGGAACAACUUCAGGCAAAAAACAGAGAACUACUCAAACAGGUUGCAGCGUUGUCAAAGGGUAAAAAGUUUGACAAAAGUGGAAGCAUACUAACAUCUCCUUGAAAAACUUGUUAAGUGUUUCUGCUUAUAAUGUAAAUUUGGGGGAACAAUUCUGUGAUGCCCAUAUUUUUGCACAUCAAAUGAAUUGGUGUGUUUCCUAUUCACUUUUGUAACUGAUCUAUAGCAUUUUUUAAGUUGUAAAGCAUUGAAAUAAAACUUCAACUGGUUUGAAGUAACUUUUUAAUUAUUUGAUAUCCAAGAACUUUUUGCCAGCAAUAGUAUUAAACAGUUGUAAAGGAGUGCAUGAGUAGUGCUCUUUAUAAAAUGCAACAUGCAAUAAUAGAGUAGGUGUGGUUUUAAGAAGUAAAAGCAGCAGGGUUUUUUUUUUCUUUUUUGUUUAACAACACUAUACUAGAGUCAGAUAGUUUUCAAUUAGAAGUACAAAAACUUUUAAAUAAGGAAAGUGGUUAACACUGGUAUUUUGGAAUUGUAUUUUUACUUUGCAUCAAUAUGAAUUUAGGAGAGAAUCAUGGUGCUUUUAUUAAAUGAACUCCAGAGUACAUGUAAAUAUGUUUUUAAAAGUUACAUCAUUAACAUGAGUUAGUAUCCUAGCAUUUUCAUUAUUAGUAUUGGAGUUAAUGUUUAUUGUACAGUAUCCAAGGUAAA
Fukomys damarensis (Damara mole-rat) is the source of this 1654-nucleotide messenger RNA. RefSeq names its product family with sequence similarity 76 member B (gene Fam76b). The coding region runs from base 35 to 1051 and encodes 338 amino acids. NCBI's taxonomy places the organism in Eukaryota, Metazoa, Chordata, Mammalia, Rodentia, Bathyergidae. The transcript is spliced from 10 exons. The record is from RefSeq and is a predicted model, not a curated record.